Molecule: messenger RNA, 1416 nt
Organism: Fusarium sp. VM40
Lineage: Eukaryota; Fungi; Ascomycota; Sordariomycetes; Hypocreales; Nectriaceae
Source: the annotation of a GenBank genome assembly
AUGAAGGCCACACUCUUUGGGCUCAUUUCAUCACUAGCUGCCCUUUCUUUGGCGGCUCCAUGCCCCGAUGAUGGAAGCCAGGAGGCACUUUCUUUUGCCUAUAUGUACGGCUUCCCUCUCUAUGCGUUUGGCGAUGUCACCAAACCCUUGCUUGCAAAAGGGAUCGACCUGAAGCCAAACAUCAUCAUUGCCUCUCCGGAGCCAAACGAGCCCGGCGCAGUUGGAGUUGUGCGACCCAAUGCCGAUACUAUUUACUCUAUCCUGUUUAUAGACCUGUCUUCGAAAGACCUUCGUAUCACUAUCCCUGAGAUACCAAGUGACCGAUACUGGGUUUUCCCUUUCUGCACACCAUAUGGUGACAACCUGGUCAACCUUGGCAAUCUCGGCGCGAGUGAGCCUGGAGACUAUCUCCUCAAAUACAGCCCUAACAAAUACGGUCUUGAGACAACUAAUGUGCCGGAGGGGUAUAUUGGUGUCAUCAAUUUCCCGAUGGCAUACGGUCUAGUAAACUCAAGAAUCGUCACCGAUCGAUCGGAGGAAGAUGUUGCUAUCAUCGCAGAACUACAGAAGGGCUUCCGCAUCCAAGAAGUAUCGAGUAAAGAAAAGCCUAUCGCUCCGGCCUUGGAUCUCACCAUGUUUAUUCAGCCAGAGUACUCAGAUAAGACCCAACCUUAUUACGAAGCGGUUAUGAAAACUGCCGCUGCUCUUGUCCCGUACAAUCCACCUUAUGUCGUGUCAGAUCGAAAGAAGGUGGCAUCAGAAUUGCAGAAAGCCGGCUUGAACAAGGGGAAGUUUAUCCAGCCUCCUCAAACAAACCUCACUGCCGCUGUUGAAUCUGCAAACACGACCUCGGCACUAUUCGCGGCGAAGCCUGGCGUUCGAAAGGACGUCGGAAGCGAUUGGUAUCUGGUCUCCGACGAGUACAUCGGUCGCUUCAACUCUUUCUACGCUAUACGAUACCAAAUCGGUCUCACAGCAUAUCUUGCUCUCGUCCAGUCUGAGAGCGCAUACCCUUUCUACGGCAAGUAUAUCUCCAUUGAAGUGGGACAGUCUGUUUUGUGCACCUUUACAAAGCCACCCAAGAUUCGGGACGGUGGUUUUUGGAGCCUCACUGCCUAUGGGCCUAACCAAGAUCUCAUCGUGAAUGACCUGGAGAAGUACAUGGUGGGCGAUAGAAGUAACUUGACAUUCCCUGAUGGUACACCCGUAGAGGAGAGUGAUGAGCGGCCGUUCCAGGUUUUGCUUCAGGCUGACGAUGUUGCGCCUCCUUCUAACUGGACCAACAACUGGCUGCCUAUCAACUCGGGAGGAGGCAACAUCUCGGUCACUUUGCGCUGGUAUGGUGCAGAGGAGGAGAUGGUUGACGGGACAUAUGUUCAUCCUAAGAUUGAGUUUAUUGAUGCCAUGAAGACUUGA